GGUGCUCAGUCAUCGUCAUAGAAUAGAAUAGAAUAGAAGAAAUUGGGAAAACGAAACCCUAGUGCUCGAUCCGUGGAGGGAUUCGAUUUUAGGCUAUGGCUAGAGGAGAAGAAAGUAGCGGCACAAGGAAAUCCAAGGCGGAAGAGGCUCUUCCAAUCCCCAAGGAGAAUAAACGAUUACGAUUACUAGAAGAACAAGAACUACAACAAGAAGAAAAAGAUUGGCAUCGUCCAAGGGCAGGACCUCUUCGUAAGCAGGAGCUGUUAGAUUUUGCAAGAUGGUUCAUUGCGGGAGCUGCUUGUCAAAAUUUAGACAUAGUGAAAAUUUUUGCUGAAAAGGAUCCACCGAUGUCUACUAACAAUGAAAUGUUAAACAAUGAUAUUAAGCUUUUCAAGGAUGGUAAGCUUACUCCAAAAUCGCUUAUGAUAGAAAUGGCACAGAAGGAGUUUCCUGAAUGUUUGCUGGACUUUGAAGAUUAUAAUCCGGAUAAACCAUAUCCCAGGCCUCAACAUAGUCUAUUUUUCCCCCCCUCUGAUGAUGAAGAAGAGGAUGAAGACCCUUGUGAAUUGUUCUUCUGACAACGCUAUACCGAAGUGGACGAAAGACUAUGUGAUGGGAGAGGAAAGGCCCCAAUCUAUUAAAGAACCGAAACUUGGCGUUACAGAUUUUGUCCAUGGUGCAGAUGGACUUGGCAACCAAAAUUUUCCUCCACCAAAUGGGAAAGUCAUUGAAGAAUCAGCUGCUGAUUUUAUGGUUAACGAGGCAAAAGCUAACCCCGGAAAAGUCACUGUGGUGGCAUUAGGCCCUCUUACAAAUAUUGCUUUGGCUAUACAGAUGGAUCCGGAGUUCGCAAAGAACAUAGGGCAGAUUGUUCUGCUUGGUGGAUCUUUUGCAGUAAAUGGCAAUGCAAAUCCAGCUGCUGAAGCAAAUAUAUAUGGUGAUCCAGAGGCUGCAGAUGUCGUAUUCACAAGUGGCGCAGAUGUACUAGCAGUUGGAAUAAAUAUUACUCACCAAGUCGUAUUGUCAGGUUAUGAUCGAGAAAAGUUGGCAAGUUCAAAAGGAAAAUUUGCUCAAUACUUGACCGGAAUCUUAGAGGUGUAUUUCUCUUACCGUCGUGACACAUACAACACCAACGGAGUUUACCUUCACGACCCAACAGUGUUGCUUGCAGCCAUUGAUCCUUCACUUGUAACAUGCACGGAGGGCGCUGUUAGAGUCCAAACCAGUGGCAUUACAAGGGGACUUACAAUACUCCAUAAUAAACAGAAAAGGUAUGAUGAAAUAACUGAAUGGUCCAAUAUGCCAUUAGUAAAAGUAGCUGUGACAGUGGAUGCUCCUAGAGAUGUGAAAUUGGUUAUGGAUCGUCUUUUACACAAUUAUAUUGUUGGUAUAUAAUAUUAUGCAUAAUGUAUAAAUGAGAUAAAUCAUAUAAUUUACACAUAUGAAUCUAAUUCAAUAAAAUUCAUCUUAUAUGCUGUUCCAUAUAUAC
Trifolium pratense (red clover) is the source of this 1489-nucleotide messenger RNA. RefSeq names its product probable uridine nucleosidase 2. Lineage: Eukaryota; Viridiplantae; Streptophyta; Magnoliopsida; Fabales; Fabaceae. The record is from RefSeq and is a predicted model, not a curated record. Gene Ontology annotation, cellular component: cytosol. The transcript has 9 exons. Bases 535 to 1395 code for a protein of 286 amino acids. Gene Ontology annotation, biological process: purine nucleoside catabolic process. Gene Ontology annotation, molecular function: purine nucleosidase activity.